AUGCGCUGCACGAUGGCUGCUGGGAAAAGUGUCUGUCUGUUGUUCACCUUCCUUACUUUGACAUGCGUCUUUUCUCACCCUUGGACGCCGCAAAAUGAAGGCAGAAAGCUGUUUGGCGGUUAUACAAUAGUGCCAAAGGCGUGCCGGCCAUCAAUGCCGUCGAGUAUCAAAUCGAGCGGUCCGACGAUAUGCAUGUUCAAUUACGAAUGCACGCGGCGCAACGGCGAAGUCGUCGGCGCCUGCAUGGACGGCUUCCUCUUCGGUGCGUGCUGCCAAUUACCGUCGACGAGCUCGACAAGUGUAAACCGCGAGCCGCCCGGCACCGAGGAACUUCUUCAUCUGUACCAGCUCGACCAUGUACCCGACAUACCCAUUUUGCUGAAUCCAGACGGCACGCCCGUCGGCAUGUCUAUUCCGCCGAGCGACAAGCCUACAAAGAUCAACGAGAGACCGAUCAGUGUCUCGAGUUAUCCGUAUGGCGACGAGACCGUGUACACGAAAAUCUCCACUUCGAAUCAGGCCUCUUCGUCAACGCUACCGUUGCCCGGCAUGGCGAACAACGCCGAAAAGACGCAGCUAGUCGAGCAAGCGGACGUCAGUCACCUGGCCGAGAACUUCCCGGCUCUUCUGGGUCAGCAAGACAUCAUUGAUGACUUGAGACUGCCGGGACUGUUGACACAUUCGGAUUCCAAUAAUGAUAUCCAGGAUCAUCAGGAUCCGUCGGCGGUUAAUCCGAUCACUACGUUGUUGAAUCCGAAUCAGAUUCUGCAAAUAGCGGAUCCGGUCGAUCAGCUUCCGGCGCUGUUCUCUCAGGGACUAAGUAAGAACAAUCACAGCCAUCCGGAGACGAUAUUGUUGAAUGAAAAUGGCACGAUGCUCGAAGAGACGAACAAUCCGGAUGAAAUCUUCCAACCGUCCACCGAAACGUCGAUGGAUGAAAGGAUCACGCAGAGUGAAAGUACGUCAGAUAUUUGGAUCAAGUUUCCGGAGCAGUCUGCUUCUUCCACGGUGGAGUUUACGUCUACGUCGCAGUUUCCAAAAUCGACGGUAUCCGUGAUGCCGAAGACACCUAUGGUGACUCAGAUGUAUACCAACGCGCAGAAAUUUACGAACGAUAUACUUAGCACGCAACUGACCAUGGAAAGUGCAUUCGAGAAGGUGAACACGAUCGAAAAGAAGAUGUCUACGAAAGAAGCGACGAGUCCGAUGAAGCUCGAAGCUACCACGCCGAUGACAGUCUCCAGCAUGAAAGAAGAGCUGGUGAAGGUACAGACGAUUACAUACGACCAACCGUCAGGCAACAAGAAGAAGGACGACGUUCUCGAUAAGGAGGAGCUCGCCAUCAGUCACAUAAUCUCCAUUCUGAACGACACUACGCCAAAAUCGGAGGUAUCGGUGACCGUUCCGGCUGCAAAUUCCUCGCCGGUUCAGGCCUGGGUGAGCAUCGACGAGACUUCGAAGCCUUCUCACGUGAAGGUCAGUUCUUCGAACUAUCGACCUACCACACCUGCGCCCACGACAUUCUCAUACGCUUACUACAAACCCAGCUCUUUUCAACCCUCCAAACUUUCCUCGUCGUACUACAACUACGAGCUCAUUCCCACCGAGACUACUUAUACGUCACAGCAUUCGACCUCCGGUAGCAGUUUCGCCGAUGGGCCGACUAACCCUCCGGCACCGACAGUGAUAGUUCUCGGCCCACUCGGUACAGAGUUUAGCACGAAAACCACCCAGAAACCUCUUACGUGGAAGCCCUCGGGCACAACAAUUAAGCCGAUUUCAACCCCGAUUAAAACUACGCCUCUCAGACCUACGUUAGUCAAUACCAAGAAGCCCGGCGUGUCCACGACCAUAACCCAUAACAUUAACACCGUCAUCUCCAACGCCGCCACAAACAACGUAGUAUCCACCAGCUACAUCAGCGUCAAUCUGAAGGACGGCACGAGCGCGUCGCCGAUAGUCGAUGUCAGCACCGAGGCGAUCGUUACAAAACCCGGAAGCACGAAGCAGCGGCCGAGCACGAAGAAGCCUGUGAUCUGGACCACCGUGUCCUCGUGGUCGAACAAGCCGGCGUUCAAUCUGAAACCAUCGACGCCCAGCUUCAGCUGGUCGGACAAUCUGACGCCAAUCAGUACCCUGAUAUUCAAGGAUACCACGACGACUGUACCAUGCGAAGAUGAAACCGCGGCGCCGGACGAUCUCAUCAACUUUCCGCCGGUGCGGAAUCCGAAUCUCAACAUCUCCGCGCCGAUCUCGCAGCAGGAGAAACCGACGAUCGUCGAGAUAUAUAACAAGACCGGUUAUCCGGAUAUCGAGUUAAUUAGCGAAAAUGAUAUCCCGACGCCUACGUUCCUCGAAGACGCCGUGCUGACGGACAAAGUGGACGCCUUCGUCAACAAGCUUGUCGAGUCGCUUCAGGGUAACUUCCAGAGCCUGAAAGAAGUGGUCUACAAUGGAAAUGGCACAACGGCAGCCACGGUAGCACCUUCUAACGCAACAAAAAGACCGAUUAAUGGAAGCAUUACGACAAGGAGACCGACGCGAAAACCCACGACCAGACCGUCGUCCUUAUCGACAACGGCGGGGCCGACAAAGAGGCCAGCGGCGACCACGAAGAGGCCCACUCGUACCACCCAGAAACCGUCGUCGUCUGAGAAACCAUCACGUCCUACCAAAGCGACUACCCCAAGGCCCAAACCAGCUACUUCGCAGAACAUUACGACCAAGAGACCUCAGGUAACAACGAAGCGCCCGAAACCGACUAGAAAAGUCACGACUGUGCCGCCCAGCAGCACGGAAACAAUUUUGUCCGAAGAACAGAGUUCGACCCUGUCGACUACGAGUGAGUCGAGCAACGACGCGGAAACGAAUCAGCCAGAAUUUCGGACUCGAUGUGGUGUGAGACCUCUGGUCUCAAGAGCGGGAAAGAUAGUCGGCGGAAAGGGCGCGCAAUUUGGGGAAUGGCCGUGGCAGGUCUUGGUUCGCGAGGCGACCUGGCUCGGUCUAUUCACGAAAAACAAGUGCGGAGGUGUGCUUAUCACUGAUAAAUAUGUAAUCACAGCAGCUCAUUGCCAACCAGGUUUCCUGGCUUCCCUGGUCGCGGUUUUCGGCGAGUUUGACAUUUCGGGCGAGUUGGAGUCGAAACGCAGCAUAACGAAGAACGUUCGUCGCGUCAUCGUGAAUCGCGGUUACGAUCCGGCGACAUUCGAGAAUGACCUGGCGCUUCUCGAGCUGGAGUCACCGGUGCAGUUCGACGAUCACAUCGUGCCGAUUUGCAUGCCCGAGAACGGCAUCGACUUUACCGGACGGAUGGCGACGGUCACGGGCUGGGGGCGGCUUAAAUACAAUGGUGGAGUCCCGUCGGUGCUACAAGAAGUCCAGGUGCCCAUAAUGGAGAACGCGGUUUGUCAAGAGAUGUUCCAGACAGGCGGACACUCGAAAUUGAUUUUGGAAAGUUUUCUCUGCGCCGGAUACGCGAACGGUCAAAAGGAUUCCUGUGAGGGUGACAGCGGCGGCCCGCUGGUGAUGGAACGACAGGACGGCAGAUGGUUUCUGGUUGGGACCGUUUCUCACGGUAUAAAAUGCGCGUCUCCAUAUCUACCGGGUGUGUACAUGAGGACGACCUACUUCAAGCCCUGGCUGCACAGCAUUACCGGAGUCUGAGGAAACUCGGCAAUUAUUAUCACGUCCUCGUGUGAUUACGUGUGUAAGCGGCACCCGAUGCCAUUCUGUAUAAAUGUACAAAGGAAGUCUAAUUUAUUUCCCUUCGGGAUAGAGCAUACGAAGCUCAAUUAAAUAAUACACUCGCGAAAAUAACCGGACUUGAAAUAUCGGAGUGCUAUCUCGAUAUCUACAUAAUGAUAAGACGCGCUCUCCUACGCAUUUAUUUUAUAUUUUCCAUUAGAGCGCAACGGAAAUAAUAUUUAUAUAAGCAUCGUUUUACGUCGAGCAAGAUUCAUUGUGGAAGCAGUACGAGAAAGGAAAAGAGAGAGAGAGAGAGAGAGGGAGAGGCAAGCAGACCACAACCCUCGAGUUAUUUAAAUUUCGAAAUAGCAUUCUGUGCAAAACUGUCCGCAGCAAGACACUGUUUCUGCAGUGUAGGUUGCAUUUAUGCAUAUCAAUGUUUAAAUUCGUCCUUAUGUGUACACACAGAGUAUUUGCAGAGUCGGCUCUGAAGCACAUUUAAAAUAUCCUUCGGCAAUCCUGAACCGUUAUUUCCAUCGGAACGAUAACAUUGUAUAUUUAUUUGAUAUUCCUUCUACGAUCGAAGAAACGGAUACAAAUAAUUCAUGAUUCGCGUCAAUCCUCUAUAUAGCGUACCUCCUUUUGCCAAUUAAUUCAGAGGUGACUUUUUCUUAACAGAAAUAUUUAGGCCAAAAUUAAAUUUAUUUUUAAUUUAGAUUAAAUUAGAUUUAAAUUAGAUUUAAAUUUAACUCGUUAAAAGAAUCCUUAAUAUUUUCGAUAAUAAUUCCUGAUUUAGAUAUUAUUUAAUCUUGAAUGCACAGCAGUUUCAUUAAGUAAAAAUCGAUUUCAUAAUAAAUUGAUUUCACAGUAAACCGAAUUGGCACCGAUAAAAAAUCUCAUCACCACGCAUGCAAAUUUUAAACUAUCUUGCAUGUAUCAUUGCACGAAUAUAUUUUAAUAUAUCUCAUAUAUUUUUCUUUAUAUUUUACAUCUCUGUCUCUGUCGGAGGAGCGUAUUGUUUGUUCCAUGAAUAUUCGCGUCGGCCGGCUCUGCGAUACAUAAGUACAUAAAGACGAGCUCAAUGCCUUAUUUAUUUCCUUGUUAGAUGUUAUUUAUUAAAUACAUUUUUAUACUAUAACAAUAUGUGUGGCUAUUUUAUUCAUUACCAACACUCCGUAUAUAAAAGAUAUGGUCGAGGAUAUUUUGAUAUCACGGUGCCAUACAUAUCGAGGGAGAUGAUCCUUUCGUUAAAAAUAGCGGCAAAUAUUUUCCAAAUCGAUCGAACUUUUAAUAUCCUGAUUAUCAUUAUAUAUGAACAACGUCAUCGCGGUGAUAAUAUCACUUCUGGUAAUAACGUCAUUUCCGGUGUUUCCCAUAAUUUUUCUUAUCGCUUGUAAUUUGACAAAGGUUUAUAGCGUCGAUUAAAAUUUUAAAACUGUAGCACGUAUCUGUUUUAUGUCCAUUUUAUACAACAAAAAUCGAAAAUUCAGAAUUAAAAUAUCGUCAGCGAUUUUACAUUAUUUUAAUCCUGUGCUUAUAUGAUAAAUGGGCGGAUUAUA
This is a messenger RNA of Formica exsecta, 5243 nucleotides long. It is a transcript of the gene flz, whose product is annotated as serine protease lint. The coding region runs from base 1 to 3663 and encodes 1220 amino acids. The transcript is spliced from 8 exons. Gene Ontology annotation, molecular function: serine-type endopeptidase activity. The record is from RefSeq and is a predicted model, not a curated record. Gene Ontology annotation, biological process: proteolysis. Lineage: Eukaryota; Metazoa; Arthropoda; Insecta; Hymenoptera; Formicidae.